AUGUCGGGCCAAACGCUCACGGAUCGGAUCGCCGCCGCUCAGUACAGUGUAACAGGCUCUGCUGUAGCGAGAGCAGUCUGCAAAGCCACCACUCAUGAAGUGAUGGGCCCCAAGAAAAAGCACCUGGACUAUUUGAUCCAGGCUACCAAUGAGACCAAUGUUAAUAUUCCCCAGAUGGCCGACACUCUCUUUGAGCGGGCAACAAACAGUAGCUGGGUGGUUGUAUUUAAAGCUUUAGUGACAACACAUCAUCUCAUGGUGCAUGGAAAUGAGAGAUUUAUUCAGUAUCUGGCCUCUAGAAAUACGCUAUUCAAUCUCAGCAAUUUUUUGGACAAAAGUGGAUCCCAUGGUUAUGAUAUGUCUACCUUCAUAAGGCGCUAUAGUAGAUAUUUGAAUGAAAAGGCUUUCUCUUACCGACAGAUGGCAUUUGAUUUUGCCAGAGUGAAGAAAGGGGCCGAUGGUGUAAUGAGAACAAUGGCUCCGGAGAAGCUACUAAAGAGUAUGCCAAUACUGCAGGGACAAAUUGAUGCACUGCUUGAAUUUGAUGUGCAUCCAAAUGAACUAACAAAUGGUGUCAUAAAUGCUGCAUUUAUGCUUCUUUUCAAAGAUCUUAUCAAACUUUUUGCUUGCUACAAUGAUGGAGUUAUUAACUUACUCGAAAAGUUUUUUGAAAUGAAGAAAGGACAGUGUAAAGAUGCUCUAGAAAUUUACAAACGAUUUCUAACUAGAAUGACACGGGUGUCUGAAUUUCUCAAGGUUGCAGAGCAAGUUGGUAUUGAUAAAGGUGACAUUCCUGACCUCACACAGGCUCCCAGCAGUCUUAUGGAGACCCUUGAACAGCAUCUAAAUACAUUAGAAGGAAAGAAACCUGGAAACAAUGAAGGAUCUGGUGCUCCCUCUCCAUUAAGUAAGUCUUCUCCAGCAACAACUGUUACGUCUCCCAAUUCUACACCAGCUAAAACUAUUGACACAUCCCCACCGGUUGAUUUAUUUGCAACUGCAUCUGCGGCUGUCCCAGUCAGCACUUCCAAACCAUCUAGCGAUCUCCUGGACCUGCAGCCAGACUUUUCCUCUGCCGGGGCGGCAGCAGCCGCGGCACCAGCACCACCAGCACCCGCUGGAGGCGCCACUGCAUGGGGAGACCUUUUGGGAGAGGAUUCUUUGGCUGCGCUUUCCUCGGUUCCCUCUGAAGCACAGAUUUCAGACCCGUUUGCACCAGAGCCCACCCCUCCUGCUACAACCGCUGAAAUUGCAACCGCUGCAGCUUCUGCCUCAACUACCACAACUGUCACUGCUGUCACUGCUGACGUGGAUCUCUUCGGAGAUGCCUUUGCAGCUUCUCCUGGGGAGGCCCCUGCAGCAUCCGAAGGGGCCGCCGCACCAGCUACCCCAACCCCUGUAGCAGCAGCACUUGAUGCAUGUUCAGGAAAUGACCCCUUUGCUCCAUCUGAAGGUAGUGCAGAGGCUGCGCCCGAGCUGGACCUAUUUGCAAUGAAGCCACCAGAGACCAGUGUUCCUGUAGUUACCCCUACAGCUAGCACAGCCCCUCCAGUUCCCGCAACUGCUCCUUCUCCUGCUCCUGCUGUUGCAGCUGCCGCUGCUGCCACUACCGCUGCCACCGCCGCCACCACCACUACUACCACCUCCGCUGCCACCACCACCACCGCUCCUCCUGCUCUAGAUAUCUUUGGUGAUUUGUUUGAGUCUGCACCUGAAGUCGCUGCAGCGCCUAAACCGGAUGCUGCUCCUAGCAUAGACCUGUUUGGUACAGAUGCUUUCUCCUCUCCACCACAAGGGGCCUCUCCUGUGCCUGAGAGUUCUCUCACUGCUGACCUCUUAUCCGUGGAUACAUUUGCAGCACCAUCUCCUGCAACCACUGCCUCUCCAGCAAAGGUGGAUUCUUCAGGUGUGAUAGACCUUUUUGGGGAUGCAUUUGGAAGUAGUGCUUCUGAACCCCAACCUGCAUCUCAGGCUGCUUCUAGCUCAUCAGCAUCGGCAGACCUCCUAGCUGGAUUUGGGGGUUCUUUCAUGGCCCCUUCUCCGUCACCGGUGACUCCAGCUCAAAAUAACCUGCUACAGCCCAAUUUCGAGGCAGCUUUUGGAACAACGCCUUCAACUUCUAGCAGCAGCUCCUUUGAUCCAUCAGGUGAUCUUUUGAUGCCAACCAUGGCACCAGCUGGGCAGCCUGCACCUGUCUCAAUGGUACCACCCAGUCCCGCCAUGGCAGCCAGCAAAGCCCUUGGGAGUGAUCUUGACUCAUCCCUUGCCAGCUUAGUGGGCAGUGAAUGGCAAGGAGCUGUACCUCCAACCAGUUCAGUUCCUCCUGUUGCCGGGGCCGCAUCGGUUGGACAACCUGGAGCAGGAUUUGGAAUGCCUCCUGCUGGGACGGGCAUGCCCAUGAUGCCACAGCAGCCCGUCAUGUUCGCACAGCCCAUGAUGAGACCGCCCUUUGGAGCUGCCGCUGUACCUGGCACACAGCUUUCUCCAAGCCCUACACCUGCCACUCAGAGUCCCAAGAAACCUCCAGCAAAGGACCCAUUAGCGGAUCUUAACAUCAAGGAUUUCUUGUAA
Molecule: messenger RNA, 2571 nt
Organism: Propithecus coquereli (Coquerel's sifaka)
Lineage: Eukaryota; Metazoa; Chordata; Mammalia; Primates; Indriidae
Gene: SNAP91
Product: synaptosomal-associated protein, 91kDa
Exons: 27
Coding region: 1-2571 (856 amino acids)
Biological process (GO): synaptic vesicle budding from presynaptic endocytic zone membrane; clathrin coat assembly; clathrin-dependent endocytosis
Cellular component (GO): clathrin-coated vesicle; extrinsic component of presynaptic endocytic zone membrane; synaptic vesicle
Molecular function (GO): phosphatidylinositol-4,5-bisphosphate binding; SNARE binding; clathrin heavy chain binding
Source: RefSeq, a predicted model, not a curated record